AUGGCCAAGAUCGUGUAUACCUUCCGACUGGCUCUUUACACCAUCACCCUUCUCCUUGUCUCCUUUCUCGCCGUGUUCAUUGGCAUUGUUUGCGCUCUGCUCGGACAACGUGUCAACACAAACUAUUAUGUCGCGAGGUCAUUUUGGCUGAUAGCGGGGCCUAUCAUGGGAUGGAAGUUCCAGGUCGAAGGGGAAGAGUACUUGUGGAAACAGGAUGGAGCUGAGGGAUUCAACGGCGUGGCGGGGAAGAAUGGACGGUGCGCGGUGAUGCUGGGGAACCAUCAAAGCUUUGUCGACAUUCUCUAUCUCGGUCGAAUCUUUCCCAAACAUGCUGCGAUCAUGGCGAAGAAAGAGCUCAAAUGGCUACCUGGACUAGGAUGGUUCAUGCUCUUGUCGGGUACCGUUUUCAUCAACCGGUCCAACAACCGAAGCGCUGUAGCGAGUAUGCAGAUGGCCGGAGAGGAUAUGAUGAGGAAACGAAUAUCGCUCUGGAUCUUUCCCGAAGGGACACGGUAUCUUUCUGCCGAGAAUGACUUGUUGCCUUUCAAGAAAGGCGCGUUCUAUCUUGCGGUCCAAUCCGAACUUCCCAUCAUUCCGGUCGUAUGCCAAAACUAUCACCAUCUGUUCGACGGCAAGACUCGUUUCAGGAGCGGGACACUGAAAAUCAAAGUCCUCCCGCCAAUAUCUACCGUUGGCAAAACCACGGACGAUGUACCAGAGCUCAUGAAUCAGACUCGAGAUGCCAUGGUGGCUGCUCUACGUGAAAUCUCAACGCCUACCGCUACACCUCGAUCGUCUUUCUCCCGGAACGACUCGCCGACUCCUCUUCUCCAUGGCGAUCAUGCCAAGACCUACGCCGCUGUAGCCGCUGCAGAUCCGGACGAGCGAGUAUCAGAAGAGACCCCGCUGAAAGGAUCUAAGCGGAGCAAGAGACUUUCGGUCGCUAUGGUCACCGAUUUCUUCUUACCCGUUGCUGGUGGCGUCGAAGGACAUGUGUACUCGCUGGGGAUAGAAUUGAUGAAGCGGGGUCAUAAGGUCAUCGUCAUCACACAUCAUCAUCCGCCACGCACUGGAGUCCGCUACAUUUCGACGCUGAAGACGUAUUACUUGCCGAUCCAACCCAUCGCCUCCGAAGCCACAUUGCCCAAUUACCUGCUCCUAUUGCCAUACUUGAGAACCAUCCUCUUGCGCGAAAAGAUCGAUCUGAUCCAUGCGCAUGGAAGUCUGUCAUCUAUGGGGCACGAGGCGAUCUAUCACGCUCCACUGUUCGGAAUAAGGACAGUGUUCACCGACCACUCGCUCUUUGGCUUUGGUGACGCAGUAGGAAUCUUGACGAACAAACUGCUAGCGGGAGCUUUGCGCAAUGUAGAUGCGGCUAUUUGUGUCAGUAACACGGGACGGGAGAAUACCGUCCUAAGGGGUCAAAUCGAGCCUCAACUAGUCUCUGUCAUCCCCAAUGCGUUGAUCCCAGAGAACUUUCGCCCCAAUGCACGACCUUCUCUUCCGACGGAUCAAAUCACCAUCGUCGUUAUUUCUCGAUUGGUCUAUCGCAAAGGCAUAGACCUGCUGGUGGCAUGUGCUCCGCAUAUCUGCGAUCUGUUUCCAGAGGUCAAAUUCAUCGUCGGCGGUGAUGGACCCAAAAUGGUCGAAUUGGAGCAAAUGCGGGAAAAGUAUCAGCUUCAAGACCGUAUUGAAUUGCUCGGAAGCGUGAAGCCAUCCGAAGUCUGCAACGUGCUCACAAGGGGCCAAAUCUACCUCAACACGUCUCUCACUGAGGCGUUCGGCAUCAGUAUCAUCGAAGCAGCGUGUGCAGGGCUAUUCGUAGUCUCUACGCGAGUAGGGGGUGUUCCAGAGAUCCUACCGGGAGACAUGAUAGAAUUUGCCCGAGCAGAUGAGGAUGAUGUUGUCCGUGCUCUUUCACAAGCCAUUCGAGUCAUCAAGUCUGGUGCCCAUGAUCCUCUUCAGGCUCACGAGCGAGUCAUAGGGAUGUACGAAUGGUCCGAUGUGGCGGCCAGAACGGAAGCAGUCUACAAUCGGGCACUCGAUUCGCCUCCAAAAGACACCUUUGAACGCCUGGCGAGAUAUCUCAGCUUGGGACCUUUCUUCGGACCGAUUCUGUGCUGUAUCAUGGCCGUGCAGCACUGGUUCUUACUCUUCCUGGAUUUGAUUCAACCUCGCGACACGGUAGAGCGAGUAGAAACCCAAUGGAGCGUGGAAGAGUUUGCAAAGGUUGUCCAUAGCUAG
Molecule: messenger RNA, 2244 nt
Organism: Kockovaella imperatae
Lineage: Eukaryota; Fungi; Basidiomycota; Tremellomycetes; Tremellales; Cuniculitremaceae
Exons: 14
Coding region: 1-2244 (747 amino acids)
Biological process (GO): GPI anchor biosynthetic process
Cellular component (GO): membrane; glycosylphosphatidylinositol-N-acetylglucosaminyltransferase (GPI-GnT) complex
Molecular function (GO): phosphatidylinositol N-acetylglucosaminyltransferase activity; 1-acylglycerol-3-phosphate O-acyltransferase activity
Source: RefSeq, a predicted model, not a curated record